Messenger RNA from Cryphonectria parasitica EP155, 648 nucleotides. RefSeq lists its product as uncharacterized. Bases 1 to 648 code for a protein of 215 amino acids. Lineage: Eukaryota; Fungi; Ascomycota; Sordariomycetes; Diaporthales; Cryphonectriaceae. The transcript has 2 exons. The record is from RefSeq and is a predicted model, not a curated record.
AUGGAAAGCAGAAAGACAAGAGCAAACGACGGCUUGCAACACAGUCGCUGUGCGAAGUCCCGGAAGAUAGACCAGUCCCUGCCAGAUAAGAGCGCAGCCCAGACACCUCGACAGCAGACAGCAUCUGCUAAGUCCCCAGCGGAGAGUGUCGACCCGCCUUCCGUCAACCAUCCCACUCCCUGGCGCUACCCACCAGCGUUCUGGGACGGACUCUCGACAAUUCCACUGAUCCGCUCGGCCCUGGAAGAGUUGGACCGGCGGAACAGCGAACGACCUGCCCCUCCAGAGCCCGCUACCCUCGACCGAUUUGCACGCCACGGCGGACCAGACCUGCGCGACCUCCGAAGGUAUCCUGCUCCUGCUCCGCCGAGCAGGCACCAUACUGCCGACAACAUGAGCUCCUCAUCCCAGAGCCAAGCAGUCAGGUCUACCAACCCAAUAACAAUCACAACUAUAUCAAGGACAACUAAGAGCAGGAAGUCAUCGGCCUAUAAUCCUGGAUUCGAACAGCAUCUGACUGAUCAUGGGAUCUACCGAACCUGGAGUUCGCAAAAGCCGGAUCUGGCGGAAACAAUGGCAGCACUAGCUGUCCCGAGGCCAUCACUCUCACCCUCCUGCUUCCCAGAUAUUACCUUCGAGACCUGCUAA